Molecule: messenger RNA, 192 nt
Organism: Prunus armeniaca (apricot)
Lineage: Eukaryota; Viridiplantae; Streptophyta; Magnoliopsida; Rosales; Rosaceae
Source: the annotation of a GenBank genome assembly
AUGCCGGGGAUAGACUCGAAACGGCUGCCUCUCAGUCUCAAAAGGUUAUGCACUGAUGUACUCAAUCCAUCUUUGAUGGCUGACAUUGUUACAGAACAAUGGAUUCAAAUUCAGCGGCUUGGGCAGGCUCUUCACAUUACACAAAUUUUGACAUUUGAUCAUGCCCUCUUGCCUCCUCCUCCUGUUGCAUAG